AUGAGCAAAGGCGCCAUAAUCGGCGCGUCCACCGUCCUGGUGGUGGCGGUCGUCGCUGCCGUCUGCGUCGUGUCCUUCAAAGAAGCUAAAAAUGAGGAGGACAGCACGGAGCUGACGACGUCGAUGAAGUCGAUCAAGUCCUUCUGCCAGCCCGUGGACUACAAGGCGGCGUGCGAGAAGACGCUGGGGGAGACGGCCGGCAAUGCGACGACCACGACGGAGCUGGCCAAGGCCAUCUUCAAGGCCACCUCGGAGCGGAUCGAGAAGGCCGUGCAGGAGUCCAGCCUGCUCAACGAGCUCAAACAUGACCCACGCACGUCGGGCGCGCUCAAGAACUGCAAGGAGAUGCUCCACUAUGCCAUCGACGACCUCAAGACCACCUUCGACCAGCUCGGCGGCUUCGAGAUGACCAACUUCAAGCACGCCAUGGACGACCUCAAGACGUGGCUCACCUCCGCGCUCACGUACCAGGAGACCUGCAUUGACGGCUUCGCCAACACCACGACCGACGCCUCCGCCAAGAUGCGCAAGGCGCUUAACGUCUCCCAGGACCUGACGGAGAACAUCCUGUCCAUCGUGGACGAGUUCGGGGACACCAUCGCCAACCUGGACCUGUCCAUCUUCAGCCGGCGGCUGCUCGGGCACGACGGCGCGCCCAGGUGGAUGUCGGAUGCCAAGCGGAGGCUGCUGGAGGUGUCUCCCAGCGAGCCCGACUUCAAGCCGGACAUGACGGUGGCGGCGGACGGCAGCGGCGACUACAAGACCAUCAACGAGGCGCUGGCCAAGGUGCCGCUCAAGAGCGAGGACACGUUCGUGAUGCACGUCAAGGAGGGCACGUACAAGGAGUACGUCUCCGUGGCGCGCAACGUGACGAACCUCGUCAUGAUCGGCGACGGGGCCGGCAAGACGGUCAUCACGGGGGACAAGAACUUCAUGAUGAACAUCACCACCAAGGACACGGCCACCAUGGAGGCGAUCGGCAACGGCUUCUUCAUGCGCGGGAUCACGGUGGAGAACACGGCGGGCGCCAAGAACCACCAGGCCGUGGCGCUGAGGGUGCAGAGCGACCAGUCGGUGUUCUACGAGUGCCAGUUCGACGGGUACCAGGACACGCUGUACACGCACACCAGCCGGCAGUACUACCGCGACUGCACCGUGAGCGGCACCAUCGACUUCAUCUUCGGCAACGCGCAGGUGGUGUUCCAGAACUGCGUCCUCCAGGUGCGCAAGUGCAUGGAGAACCAGCAGAACAUCAUCACGGCGCAGGGGCGCAAGGAGAGGCACUCCGCCGGCGGCAUCGUCAUCCACAACUGCACCAUCGAGCCGCACCCGGAGUUCAAGGACCACAUCGGCAGGCUCCGGACGUUCCUGGGGCGGCCGUGGAAGGAGCACUCCCGCACCCUCUACAUCCAGUCGGAGAUCGGCGACCUCAUCGACCCGCAGGGGUGGCUGCCGUGGCUCGGCGACUUCGCGCUCAGCACCUGCUACUACGCCGAGGUGGACAACCGGGGGCCGGGGGCCGACAUGAGCAAUCGCGUCACGUGGAAGGGCGUCAAGCACGUCACCUACCGGCAGGCGCAAGAGAAGUACACCGUCAAGAGGUUCAUCCAGGGGAAGCUCUGGAUCUCCAAGUACGGCGUGCCCUUCAUCCCGGGGUUGCUGCCGCAGGAGCAGGCCGCCCACACUGACACUGAGCCAAGCUAGCGUUCUUUCGGGGUCGAGGAUGAAGAUGGAUUGUGGACAAGGGUUGUUAAUUUUAUGGAUAGAGGAUCGGUUGUACGUACACUGUUGUUGAUGUAUAUCAUCUGUGUAUCGUCGUACAGUAUAUGUGAGAUGCAUGUCAAUGUAGAAUGUAGAAUGUAUGUGCGUGUACACUGCUCUUUCGGACACCCAUGCUCACAAUUGGACAA
This is a messenger RNA of Aegilops tauschii subsp. strangulata, 1910 nucleotides long. The record is from RefSeq and is a predicted model, not a curated record. Lineage: Eukaryota; Viridiplantae; Streptophyta; Magnoliopsida; Poales; Poaceae.